AUGAAAUUAAUUGUUCUAUAUUUGGUGUUUUCGUUAUAUUUCUUUGACAAAAAAAUUGUUUGUAAUAAAAAAAAUGGAAAGAAUAAAAGUAAUAACCAUAAUUAUUUUAACAAUACCAAUAAGCAUAUUGAUAAAGAGGUGAUAUAUAAUUUACCAGAAAAUGAUAAUUUAUUUCAUGUUCUUAAAUAUUUAAUACAUGAAGAAAAUAAAAAUAUUUUAUAUGAUAUCGAUGCGAGUUUAUAUACAAAGAUAGAGAAGAAAGAAUAUAUUACCAAAGAAGAUUUAUUAAGAACAUUAGAACUUAUAGAAAAAAAGAAUGUUGAUUGUAAUGAUAAUACAAAAAAAGUAAAGAUUGCUAAAUUAUUAAUUGAUAUUAACGAUCUUUUAAGAACAAAUUAUAUUAUUCUUGAUGAUUACAAAGAAAUAAAUAAAAAUGAUUUAUCAAAAAAUGGUUUUUUAUUAAAAUUACAAAAUUCUUUAAAUAAAAGAGACAUGGUAAAUUUUAAGAGAGUUAGCCAAGAUAUUAUAUUAAGAAAUCAAUAUUUAGAAAAAAAUUAUAAAUUAUGUAGUAUAUCAAAUGAUAUGUUAAUUAUAAGUACUCCUAGAAAUUUAAAUAUAUCUGAUACAAGUAUAAAAGAAAUAAAAUAUCCAUCAUCUAUAAAUAUUAUGAAUGAAAGAUUUUGUGACAAUGUCAUAUCUUGUAAUGUGUCAAAUAUAUCACCUUUACAAUUAAACAAGUCUAUUGAUUUAUAUAAACCAUUACUCGAUUUGGAUAUAAAAAAUAGAAUUGAUGAAUAUAGAAAAAAAGUAAUAUCUUAUUUUGAAGAUUCAAAGAGUGAAAACUUUUAUUUAAUAAGAGAUGAAUUUAAUGAAAUAAAAAAAAAAAUUUUCUUACAUAUUCAUCCUAGUAAAAUGCCAGAAGCAAAACCUAACAAUGAUAUUUUUAAAAAAGAAGAUAUAGAAGGAAAUGAAAUUAUUACAUAUGUAUCAAAUAAAAUUGAAAAUAAGGACAAUAUAAAAAAUAAAGAAGAAUACAUAUUAAAGAGUAAUAACAAUAAUGUUAUAAAAAUUGCUUCUAAAAGAACUAAAAAGGUUAUUCAUAUACCUAUAAAAAAAAAAAAAAAGAAAUUGUCCAAUGAUAUAAAGGUAAAUGUGAAUUCAUCAACCAACAGUGAUAAUAAUAUUAUUUGUAAUGAUACAAUUGAUACAUGUACGAAAAUAGAAAGUGAAAAUGGAAAUAAAAAAAAUGAUAAUGUGAAGAAUACAAAUCGUAUAUAUCAUAUCUUUUUAAAAAAAAAAAAUAAUGAAAAAAAAUGUGAUAUUUCUAAACAAAUAAUUUAUAAUAAUAAUAUGUUUAAAGAAAAUGAUGUAAUAAAACCAUUUACACAUAAUGACAAUAUUUUAAAAAAAAUUAUUAUUAUUAAAGACGUUUCAAGAGAAAAACCAACAAUUAAAGAAAUUAUACAUCAACAACCUAUUCCUGUAGAGAAUUCAGAAUUAUAUAACAUAUCUGAGCAUAUUCAAAAUAAAUGUAAUUGUUGUUUUUAUUCUAUACCAUUGAUUCAUAUAUAUCAUCCUAAUGGUAGUAUGCAUUGUUUAUCUUGUUCUCAGUAUGAAAAAAAUGUAAAUAGAAAAUGUCCUAUAUAUGAGAAAUAUAUCACCUUUAAUUAUAACGAUACAUGUCUUUUAUGUGUUCCCUCUAGUUAUAUAACGAAUAAUUGUUUUUGUAAUUUAAUACCUUCAAAAGGAAUAGGAAAAAAAACAAAUGAUUCAUCUAGGAAAUUAAAUAUGAUGCCACAUUUUAGUACUAUGAUAGAUGUAUAUGGAAAUAAAAAUAUUGAUGGUUAUAAUUAUUUUGAGAACGAUAACGACCUAAUAGUUUACUCAAAUAGUGAUGAACCUAUUUUAAAGAAGAGUCAUAAAGAAAGACCUAAUAAAAAACAUUCACAUAGGUAUAAAUUAAAAUGCCCUGUUGGUAAUAGACCUAGUGGUAUAUUUUCUGGACAAUCAAUUUCUAUUUUUCCUAUUAUAGGGGAUAAUAUAAAUAGAGGUGAUUAUGAUAAUUAUGUAUAUUAUGAUGAAGAGGAUGAAAUGUGUUAUAAUAUAAUGAAUGAUGACAAUAUAAAUAUAAAUGAUGAAGAUGAUAAUUAUGAAAAAAUUUUAUAUGAUAAAGACAAAAUAGUUCAUUUAAACAGUAGUUCCUUUGAUGCUAUUAAUAUUAAAAUAGGAGGUCAAGAAUUGAAUAUUAAUGAUAGAAAUGAAGAAAAUGAUUUAUUAGAUAAGGAAUCUAUAGAAUAUAUAAAUGAGAUAAAUGAAAAGGAAUAUUAUGAUUCGAUGGAGGCAUGUAAAGAUUAUCGUUAUCAUCAUGCAUUUGAAGAAUCUAUAAAAAAUGUAAAUAAUAGAGAAUGUUACAAAAAUAUAUAUUAUAGUACAGUUCAUAAAAAGGAAGACAAUAUGGAUAAAAAAUGUUCACAUGAUAUAGAAAGUGGAAAUGAAAAUGAAAGUGAAAAUGAAAGUGAAAGGGAAGGUGAGAGUGAAUGUGAAAAUAUUAAUAAUAAUAAGAAUAAUAAUGAUGAACAAAAGAAUUAUUUUCUUUUUGAUCUUAGAUUUAUUUACAAAACUGGAUUUUUUACUAAAAGAAAAACAAUUAUUAAUUCUUAUUUAAAAACUAAUAAAAUUGAUAUUACAUAUAAUAAAGAAAAGAUACUUUAUUUAUUUAAAAGCUUAUUUGAAAAAACAUUCAAAGAUAUAAAUUAUCAAAUAAAAGAAUCAUUAGUUCACAUGUUUCCAAUUGUACAAAAUUCAGAAAUAGAAGGAUUCGAUUUAGAUUUUGGUAAGGUUAAAUUACAUUAUGCUACAUCUAUUAAUAUGUUUAAAUAUUCUGUUUUUGAUCUUAUUAAUAUGAAAAUUUAUUUUAUUAGCCCAGAUAAAACAUAUAUACUUCUGGAAGAUAUUAUCAGAGAAAUAAGGGAAGAAAAAGAAAAUUCGAAUAAUGAUGGAUCACGACGAAAAAACAAAAUCAUAAAUAUGUAUUCACAUGAAAUGAAUAUAACAAAUAUUGAGUGCAGUACUGAAAAUACUAAAACGAAUACUACCAAUAGUGAAUCCAAAAUAACAACGACAAGAGAAAAUACAACUGUGAUAAAAGAAAAGAUUGACACGCAUGAAGAGAACAAAAAAUGUGACAACACAAACAAGAAUAAUAAUAAUAGUAAUAGUAAUAAUAAAAAUAAUAGUAAUGAUAAUAAGAGAGAUAAUGAUUCUUUUGAACACAUGGAUAUACAAAAAAAUGAUUCUAUUACAACUAAUAUAGAUUGUAAUAUUAUACAUAAUAAUACAAAUGAUAGUAGUAAUAAUAAGAGAAUUAAAUACAAUUUAAAUAUAUUAAAAUUUUUAUUGAAAUAUAAAGAUCUCUUAUCCAAAGAAGACAUAAACUUGAUCAGUGAUAAAAAUAAUCUUGUAACUAUUGAUAAAAAUGAUAAACCUAAUAUUGGCAAUGAGAUUAUAGAAAUAACUAUUAGAAAAGACGAAAAAAGAAAUAUAGAAAACAGUUGCAUUUAUACAAAUAAUUCGGUUAUAAAUAAUAUAGAUACUAAUACAAGUGAAUCUAUAAAUAUUAAUGGUGGUGAAGGAAUAAAUGCAGUCAUUGAAACUGUUGAUAAAUAUUUAGAUAAAUAUUUUAGUGUACAUAAUAUGCCAAUAUAUUAUAUGGAAAAUAUGAAAAUUUCUAAAAAUAUUAUAUAUGUCACAUCUGAUGUAAAUAGUGAUUUAGAUAUGCUUAAAAUGAGUAUAUUAGGUAUAUGUAAUAUAACUAAUAAAUCUAUUGAUAGUUUUAAUUUCUUUCUAGUACGAAAGGAAGCAGAAUUAUAUGAUCCUAACAAAUGUCAGAGAAUACCAGAGCAUAUAAAAAAUGUGCAAGAUUUAUAUAACUAUAGUAAAAUGUUAGACAUGAAAAUUAUUAUUGCACCUAUAUAUGCAGAAGAUAUAGAUAUAAUACCUAAAAGUUUUGAUUAUUUGUUUGAAUUCUAUAAAGAUAAAGAUGAUAAAAAAGACGUGACAACAAAUUCGAAAGAAAAUCAAUGUCAACAAAAAGAAAAUGUCGAUAAACAGGAAAGGAAUAAAAGAGAAAAUGAUACAACAAAAAUUACAUUGUCAAAUAUGAAGCACAAUUAUAAAAUGGACAGGAACAACAACAACAAUAAUAAUAAUAGUAAUACUAAUAAUAGUAAUAAUAGUAAUAUUUAUUAUUAUAAUCAUAAAUUGUCCUUGUUUAAUGAUGGGGAUAGUAAAAAAACCAACGAUGAUACAACUAACUUGGAUGAUAAAAAUUACUAUUUUUUCAAUUAUGAUGAUAUGAAAUCACUUAUUUUAAAUGAUCCAGAAAAUGAUGAAAAUAUGGAAUAUCUAACUGAAGAAAUAACCGUUUAUGAAGAUGAACAUAUUUAUAAAGAAGGGAAUUUAUAUAAUUCCUUUGUCAUAUAUAUAGAUAAUCCUUUUAAACGCAUUAAUAUAAAAAAUGCCCCUAUAUUAAAAGGUUAUACUUUAAAUUUAUUUAUAAAUGAUAUAAUGAAUAAAAUGAUACAUAUACCUUCCACUUUUAUUAAUACACAAUCGUUUAAAAAAGGAAUGUGUGUAAUGAGUUUAUGUUAUUGUUUUAAUUAUUAUUCAUUAAAUAUAUAUACAAAUAAUAUUAUUUUGUUAAACUUUGAUAAAGAUGUUACAUUAUAUGAAGUAAUAAAAGAAUUUAAAAGUAGAGAGAAUGAAUAUUUAUUAAUAAAGAAUAAAAUGAAUGAAGAAUGUGUAGAUGUUGAUAACCUAUCAAAUAUUAAAUCACCAGAUACAAUAGAUUUGAUAGAUUCUAAAUAUAUACAUUUGGAAUUCCCAUUAUUAUAUAUAGAUGAACAUUCUAAUUUUUUUCAAGAUAAAAUUAUAUUAAUGAAUGUACCCGAAAAUUUAACAAUAUAUGAAUUAUGUAAAUCUAUGAAGAAUAUAUUAAAUGAAUCAUUAAUAUCAUUUAAUUUAAGUACCAUAAAUGAUAUAAAAAUAUAUACAAUAAGAGGAAGACAAUGGGAAAUGGUAUUAGAUAAUCUUUUAGUUUUUGAUUUAAAAAUUAAUUAUCAAGAUAUUUUUACAAUAUUGAUUGAUAAUAAUUUUUUAACUAAAAAUUAUUAUGAAUUAUUAUCUAAUAUUAUAAUAGAUUUUAGAGAUAAUAAUAUGUAUAUUAAAAAGUUAGAUAUAUAUAUAGAUUAUAUUUUCCAACCAUAUACUAUAUAUAACAUACCUAUAUAUAUUACUCCAAAUAAUUUAAAAUAUAUUCUAUUACAAUAUACAAAUACAUUUUUAUCUAAUUCAUUAUUAGAUGAAUUUUUUUUUACUUACAAUAAAAGACAUACAACAAUUAAUGUCGUUCCAGAAGUAAGGAACUGGGAACAUGUAGACGAUUCGGAUGUAUAUAUUUAUGAAGAAAAUGAUAUAAAUGAUAAAACAAAAGAACAAAAAAGAAAUAUAUCAUUUAUAUAUGUACUAAAUAUGUUAAGUACUUUUUACAAAAUUAAAUUUAACUCUAGCAAAUUGUUAGAAUCUGUAAUGGGUGAAUUACAUCAAUUAUGUGGGAAAGGGUUUAAUGAAAAUCUGUGGUUAGACAUAAAAAAAUCUUCAAAAAAUGAAAAAGAUAUAGAAAUAUAUUUAGAAAAUAGUUCAAAAAAAGUAUUAGUUAAAAAUGUACCUUUAGAUUUAUUAGUAUGGAAACUUAUUAAUAUUAUAAUGAGAGGUUCAUUUAAUAUACCUAUAGAGGAUAAGGAGAAAUUAUAUAAUUUAUUUAUGUUAGUACCUAAAAAUAAAGACAAAAUAAAAGAUAAAAAUGUGGAUUACUAUUUUUUAUCUAUUCCUGGUUAUACUGUUGAGGAUAUGUUGAGAGUAUUUGAAAAGAAGAAGAAACCUAAAAAAAAAGGAAAAGAAAAAAAGAGUACUAAUGAUAAUCAGAAUUAUGAAAUAAUUUAUGAUAAUAAUAGUAAUAAUUUUAAUAAUAGUAAUAAUAAUAAUUAUAAUAAUUAUGAUGGUAUGAGAACAAAUUAUUAUAAGAUUCUGUUAAUUAAAGCAUACCCACAACACUUACAUGCAAUACAAAACAAUGAGAGAUUUAAUGAAUAUCUUACAUUCAAUUUAGAAUCGUUACCUUCUGUUAUCGAUUUUAAGAACCCAAUAACGUGUUUAAGUUUUUAUGUUAAUUAUAAAAAUGAAAAUAAAAUGACUCAUAUAAUUAAUGUACCUGAAAAUAUAUCUACAGAUAUAUUGUUAAAAACUAUUUUGUCUGAUAAUUUUUGUAGGUGGAAAAAGUUACCAAAUGAAGAAAAAAUUAAAUUCUCACUACAUUUAAAUAAAAAAGAAAUAACAAAUAUUAAAGAUUAUAUAAAUAAUACAGAUAUAGCACAACUGAAAACAUUUAUUUUAAUAAAUAAUAAUAGAAGAAGGGUACAUGAAAAAUAUAUUGAUUUAGAUAAUACAACUGAAAUAGGAUCUAAUAUAAAUAAUAUAUCAAAGGAAGAAUUAAAAGAAAUACAAUUAUAUGAUAAUGUAUUAAGAGAAAUAUUAAAUAAAAAUUAUAUAGAUUAUAAUAAUAUAUCUCUUAGUGGUUAUACAAUAACAGUUUAUGUUUUUGAUGGUAAUAAUUAUGAACCUUUAACAAUCUAUAAUGUACCCUUAAAUAUAACCAAUAAAGAUAUAAUAAACUUUUUAUUAAUAAAAGCAAAUCAUAUUAAUAUAAUGAAAUUAAUUGAUGAAUUUUUUUUACUAAACGAAAAAUUGUAUAAUACAUAUAUAAUAAAAAAUAAAAAUAAAAACAUGGUGGAACAACAAAAUGUUCUUUUUAUAAAAAAUUUAAAUGAUGAAGAAGUAUUUCAAUUCAAUGAAUCCAAAUUUUAUUUAGUUCAUAAUCCUUUAUUUAACUCUUUGGAUAAUUUAUUUCAGAAUAUUGUUCAUAAAAAAUAUGAUUUUAAAUCUGAAAAAAUGGAUGUACAUGGAGUAAGUGAAAAAUUUGAAAAUUUGACGCUAAACAUUUUAAUAAACAACGAUAUUAAUAAUAUAAAUAAUAAUAAUAUAAAUAAUAAUAAUAUAAAUAAUAAUAAUAUAAAUAAUAAUAAUAUAAAUAAUAAUAAUAUAAAUAAUAAUAAUAUAAAUAAUAAUAACAUAAAUAUUAUUUAUAAUAAUAAUUUUAGUUUUGGUAAGAAAAAAUUUGUCAUUACUGUUUUGAAUAUUCCUUAUAAUAUGUAUAUAACCGAAUUUUUAAGAUAUUCCAUAGGAUAUCAAAGAAAGUGGAUAUACAAAUUUCUUCUCUUUUAUAUUAUUAAAGGUAGUGAAAAAUAUAUACUAAAUGAUGGAAAUGAUAUUAUUAGACAUGGAAAAACAGUCAGCGAAAUAUUUCAGAUAUGUAAAUCUGGAGAUCUUUGCACCUUACACAUUGAUAUAAAUUUUAAUGAAGCUGAUAAUAAUUUGGAGAAUGAUAAAUCUAAUUAUGAAAUUAACACAAAAGAUAAGGAAAUGCGAAAGGUCGAUGUAGGUUUAGAUGUAGAUGUGGAGGGUAACAUAAAUGAAUUAGUAAAUAGCCUUCACAAUGAUAAUGAAAACCGUUUUAUAGUAUUAAAAGAAUUAAGUAAGAAACUAUAUGCAGAAGACUAUGAAAAUAAAAAAAUAGAUAUGUCCAUAAUAUGCUUUGAAUAUAAUGCUGGUUUAUAUGAAAGAAACAUUUUUGGUAGUUCAAGAAUUUGUAAUAUUCCAAAAAAUUAUACUGUUGGAGAUGUUUUAAGAUAUGUAAAAAAUAAAAUAAUUGAAGAUACUAAUAUAAAUAUGUUGUAUGAUUUAGAAUUAAAAAUUAUAUAUAAUGAUAAUUAUAUAGAUAUACCAAAAGAUAUGAAUAUAGAAUAUGUAAUAAAUUAUUUAUUUAUAUAUACACCUUUUAUAGUAUAUCCAUCAGAUGAUAUAUCAAAAUAUAAUAAUAUAAUUCAUUUAAUUUUAUAUAAUACCAUUAUAGAUAUAAAAGAAAAUACUUUUGUUAAAAAAGAUAUUCCGAUAUAUCUUAAGAAAGGUAAUAUUUUUAAAAAUGUUAGUUUAAAAUAUAUACCUAUAAAUAUAAGAGAGGAUGAAUUAUUAACAUAUAUAUUACAUUAUUUAACAGACAAUUCUGAGGUUAUUUCUUUUAUAAGAGAUAUAACAUGUAUAUGUAUUUAUCCUUUAUGUGAUUCCAUUUAUAUAUAUCAUCAAAAAAAACAAUUAUCAUUAAUACCUUCUAUAUCUUAUCAUAUACAAUUAAAAAAUAUUUAUUAUAUAUCUACCGUACAAACAUAUGAAAAUUUUUAUAAUAUAUUAGGUCAUACGGAAUUAAAUUUGAAUAAGUACUUACAUAUACAAAAUGAUGGAAAUAAUUAUAAGAAAAAAGAAGCAUAUAAUAAUAUUUAUUAUAUGAAUAAUGUGGAUGAAUUGAUACACCUGGAUGUUAAUAUAAUAUUUCCAAGCAUUCAAAAAAUUAUACGUGUAAAGAAUUUGAAUGUAAAUAUAAAAAUAGAAGAAUUGUUGUAUAAAAUAUUUGGUUGUAUAACUAACAAAAUAUAUAAAUGGGGGGAACUAUUUACAAAUGGGGUAGGAAAUAAAGAAAAGAUUAAUAUUAUGAAUGAUCACAUAAAGAACAAUAAUAAUAAUAUUAAAAGUAUUAAUAAUAUGAAUAGUUGUGAUAGUAAUGAUAGAAUGGAUAAUAAAGUGUUAAAAAAUUACUUAUCUGAGGAAGAAAAUAUUAUAACAUUUAUUUUUUGUUCUCAUGAUAAUAGCAUACAUGAUUAUCUCACCUCUAGAAUGAUAUAUCUUCCGGCAAUUAUAAAUUAUGAAACAAAUUAUAUAACUUUCUAUAGUAGUAUAAAUGGAUUUGCUAAUAAUGAAACUACUUUUCAUGGGUUUCCAAAUUAUCUAAGUCCAGAAACUAUGUUGACCAUAUUACAAUAUAAUUUCUUUCAUAUCAUAGGAAAAAAUUAUUUGAAAUUAUAUGGAAGUUUGUAUGAUAAUGGAAGUGAUGAAGAUAUAAUAUAUAAUACAAAGGAUAGAAAAAAAUUAGAAAAUACGGAGAUAUAUAAUAAAAGUUUUAUUGCUAUGAGGGGUGCUAUAAAAUUUAUCUUGCGAAUAAAAAAUAAGGACAAAAAAAAGAAACCAUUAGAUACAAUACAAAAUUUAAUAAAUAAUGAAUUAAAUAUAUCGUGUGAAAGUGUAGAAAAUGAAGUUGAUAUGGAAGAAUGUAAUGACUUUCUUUCUUCUUUAAAUAAUUCAAGUAUAUUUUGGAAAAAUGGUAUAUUAGGAUUCAUGGCAAAUUCAAUAGUUACUCGUGAUAAUAUGAAUAAUAGUUUAAUAUUACCUUAUGUAGAUUUUGAAAUAAAUGAGAAGAUGUUUUUACAAAAUAUUUUAUAUCAUAUAAAUAUAUCUCCAUAUUUAUAUAAAUUAUUUGAGUUAACUCAUAUAGAUAAAAAAUGUAAUACUUAUAAAAAAAAAUUAAAAAAUAGUGUUGCACAUAUUCAAUGUUUAUUGUCAUAUGGAUUUAGUAUAUAUUUUGAUUUACAUUAUGAUAGUACAUUUGAUAAAUAUAAAGGAUUUACAUUAGGAGAAAAUUCUUUUGAUAUAACACAAAUACAUUCAUUUCAAAAUCUUCAUGAACAAAAUUUUGUGGAUUUAAUUUUAUAUAAUCAUGAUGAUACAUUUAUUACAAUCAAAAAUGUAUAUAGAGAUAUGACAGUUGGAACAUUCUUAAAUGACUUAUCAAAAACAAGAUGUCAUAUAUUGGGAUUAACAUAUAAUCAAAUAUCUACUUAUUACAAAUUAAUCUAUGAAAUAUAUAAUGAAACACAUGAAAUAUCACCACAUAUGUCUAUAGCAGAUGUAUAUAAUAUUGUGAUAAGUUUUUCUAAAUCCAGCAUAUUAUUAAAAAUAAAGAAAAUUGAUAUGAGCAAGGAUAAAUCACACAAUAAUAAUAAUAUUAAUAGUAAUAGUAAUAGUAAUAAUAGUAAUAGUAAUAAUAGUGAUGCUAUUAUUAUUAACAGUGGUAAUGUUGUCUAUAGUAGUGCUUUACCAGAUUUAUAUUUAAGCCCAUAUCCUCCAGUUAUAGACAUGAGUCAAAAUAAUUUUCAAGUUAAUAUAUAUAUGCACUCGAAAUUUAUACAAAAUGAUUAUUCCUUAAGAGAAGAUAUAGUACCACAUAUUACUAUUAAUAAUGUACCAUCAAAUGUAUUUAUUAUAUCAUUAAAAGAAUUGUUAAAAACAAUAUUUAUAGAACAUAUGGAAAAAUCACAAACUACUACAUUUCAGUUAAAUUUAUAUGACUUUGAGGUCGAAUUAUUUAUUCUUACUUUUAAUCGUUUUAAUACUAAAUUUCAUAAAACCAAUUCAAAUAUUUUAAGUAAUUUAACUAUCUCUAACUUUUAUAGUACUUAUAUUCAAGGAGGGUUAUUUCUCAAUAUAGAUAAAAUUAAAAUCGAUAUACCAAAUCUAUUGAAUGAUUUCAUUGAUCAUUUCUCAAAGGUCGUAAUAGACUUUUCUCAUCAAAAGAUAGUCAAACAGUAA
This is a messenger RNA of Plasmodium adleri (nom. inval.), 10590 nucleotides long. RefSeq names its product liver specific protein 1, putative. The coding region runs from base 1 to 10590 and encodes 3529 amino acids. NCBI's taxonomy places the organism in Eukaryota, Apicomplexa, Aconoidasida, Haemosporida, Plasmodiidae. The transcript has a single exon. The record is from RefSeq and is a predicted model, not a curated record.